This is a messenger RNA of Trichobilharzia szidati, 1671 nucleotides long. The record is from the annotation of a GenBank genome assembly. Lineage: Eukaryota; Metazoa; Platyhelminthes; Trematoda; Strigeidida; Schistosomatidae.
AUUCAAUGUUUUCAUGUUGUUCAUGACAAUUUGAUCUUCAUUUUAUUGCAAAUAAAUAAAUAAAUAUAUGUUGAAAGAUAAAUAAGAGGAAAUAAUUAAAAGAAGGAAAUAUUUUUCAUUGAUAAAUGAUGUCGAGGGAAACAUUCCCUAUCAUGUUAAUUGCUCACUGUUGUUACUUUCUUCUUCUAAUUACUGUAAUCUCUUUAACUGAUGGAUUUAGUCGAUGUGAUAUCAAGCAAUCUAGUCAACCAGAAUCGGUGAAUUGUCCAAAUAAGACAUGCAGUCAACACAUCGAUUGUUGGGUAACAUAUGGUCCACCACAACGAUGUGUUUGUGAUCCAAUCCUAUGCGGAUCUGUAUGCCUACCAGAAACUGCAAAAUGUCCAAAACCUGAUGAUAUAAUCAAUGGACAAGCUGUAUUCAACGAUACUGAUGUUGGUGAUAUUGUUGAAUACACCUGUAAUUCUGGUUACUCUGUACGUGGACAACGUAAGCGGCAUUGUUUAGCAACACUGAAAUGGAGUGGAACACAACCAACAUGUAGUAAUCAAACUGAAACAUGUUUCAAUGCACCAGAAAUCUUGAAUACUCGAAUUGCUUAUAAAAUAGAAAAUGGAAUGCAGAAAAUUCGUGAUGAUUUUCGAUCAGGUGAAACAGUGAGAAUUGAAUGUUUGCCUGGCUAUAAAGACUCUGAUAAUAAACAGUACACAGACGCACUGUGCGUUGGAACAGAUUGGCAUUAUACAGAAUUAAAGUGUGAACGUAUAUCAUGCGGUUAUAUACACGAACCAACAAAUGGACGAAUCCAUUAUAAGUAUGAUCAAAAGUUUCAGUCUGAAGCAACAAUCAUCUGUUCAGAAGGAUAUAAAGUGAUGUGUGAUACAGGCUUCCUGUUGUCUACAGAAGACGGUGUAGGAUGUAAACGUGUCUGCCUAGAAAAUGGUUCUUGGUCAGGUGAAGAUGUCUACUGUAAAGUUAUCACAUGUCCAGAACCUCAGUCAAUUUUAAACGGAAAACAUACAGUUAGCUCAUUGACUGUCAAUGGAACGCAUAUUUCUGAAUGUGACGAUGGCUAUGAACUUCACGGUUCACAGCAUCGUGUUUGUCAGCCUAAUGGGAAAUGGAGUGGACAAGAACCAUAUUGUAAAAAAAGAGACUGUGGUCCACCACCUCAAAUACAAAAUGGUGAAGUAUCCUAUAUAACAACAACAUAUGGCAGUAAAGGAAGAAUUAUAUGUGAAAACGAUACGACGCUAUCAACUGAAACUGAUGAGAUUAUAUGUGGAGUGAAUGGUACAGUCACUGUAUGGAAUCCUCAACCAUUUCCACAAUGUCAUCGACAUUGUUAUCUAUUUACAGUUGAACAUGGUGAUGUCUUUUUAAUUCAUCGUAGAUCUAAAGGGGAUAAACAGUUCAUACAGAUUACUACUGCAGAAUUCGGUAACGAAGAUGAUGAUGUUAGUGAUGAAGGUGAUUAUAGACGACUGGUCAAUGAAAUGUCGGGUAGAAUUAUUCUACCUGGUGGAAAAGUUAGACAUGGUUCAGAAUUAAAUGUCACCUGUCAAGUUGGAUAUGCUUUAAUUAAACCGAACCAACCACUCACUGUAUGUCAAAAUGGUGUCUGGAGUGUACGAAGUAAAUGUGCACCAGAUUUUUCGAGUCCUUGAGCAU